AGCACUACAAAACAGAGAUCUAUACAAGUCUUUAUCUUAGAAAGAUGCUCACAAAGACAAUAUUAUCCUUUGUGGCACUGGGCACUAUUGCUCAAGCUGUCCAAACAUCAGACCAGUUUGUCUUUUCAGAUAUAAAUGCACAGCAAGAAGUUCUGGAAAUGACUGUUCAUUCUUGGCUCACAGGCACCAAAGCACCAAUGUCAUGUAGCUCUUGCAUUUCAGCAAUGCAAGUUGUCAAACGAAUGUCUUUUGUCUCAGAUGCAAUGCUCAUUAGCUCUCUUGUCAAUGUGUGCAAACGGUCAAAGAAACUAGAUCCCGAAGUGUGUCAAGGUGUUAUUGAAGAACAAGCUCCUGUCGUACGUAAAGUCUUAAAGACUAUGGAUGUUUCUGGUCGAGAUGGACAUUUACUCUGUGCUGCUGUUCUCAAUUCAUGUCCUUAUCCAGCUGUCAUUCCUUGGACUGUACAAUUCCCAAAGUCAAAACCAAAAAACCCAAUUGUGAAACGAUCAAAAGGUCAAUUAAUUUCGGUAGUCCAGCUGAGUGAUUGGCACAUUGACCCUGACUAUCAGGUAGGAACAGAAGUGCGGUGCAGCAAACCAAUUUGUUGCAGAGCUGCCUACACAGAUUUCCAAAAUAUCACAAAACCAGCUACCUUUUGGGGUGACUACUCAUGCGAUACACCUGUGAGUCUAGUCAGUUCAAUGCUAAAAUAUAUCCCUACUGUCGAACCAAAGCUAGCGUUUGGUCUGAUCACAGGAGAUUUACCACCACAUGAAGUCUGGUCUACUUUACCUAUCACAAAAACCCAGUGGGUCGAAGAUCAGUCAUUUGGGUUACUACACACACACUUUGACGCUCCCUUGUUAAAUACCAUGCUUUAUCCUGCUGUGGGUAAUCAUGAAUCAGCCCCGACAAAUGUGUUUCCGCUCAGGGAUUCAAAGAUCGCAAUCGAAGACGACAAGGAAUACUUGACCAUGAAUUGGUUGUACAGUAGUCUAGCCAAGAGCUGGGAGGGCUGGUUACCCGAAGAAGCUUUGGUAGAUGUCGAGAAGAAUAGUGCAAGCUAUGUCGCCAGACCAAUCGAUGGUCUCAAAUUGAUUAGUCUCAAUACCAAUUUCUGUUACAGUCUUAAUUGGUGGCUCUAUGAAAACCCUAUUUCACAAGCAAGUUCUCAUUUAUUUAUUUUAUUUUAUCAACAAAAGAUGGACCCUAAUGGAAUUUUAUCCUGGUUAAUUGCUCAACUACAAGAGUCUGAAAAUACGGGCGAGCGUGUGUGGAUUAUGGGACAUAUUGCACCCGGAGACACCACCUGUUUGCAUGAUUACUCCAACUAUUAUCAUCAGAUCGUCGAACGUUACUCUCACGUAAUUGCUGGACAAUUCUUUGGUCAUACUCACAAGGAUGAGUUCCAAGUAUUUUAUAGGGACGGUGACAAGAAUGCACAGAGUGCUAUUUCAAUGGCAUACAUUGCACCUUCCAUCACACCUUACCUCAAUGUAAAUCCUGGGUUUAGAGUUUACAAAGUAGACACAGAUACUUUUGAGGUCGUAGACUCUAUUACAUAUUAUGCUAAACUUGAUGAGGCUGAGAUGUGGGGAGAGCAGGGACCUAUCUGGCAAAAGGAAUAUUCUGCUCGAGAGGCCUAUCUGACUCCAAACACUAUAAUAUCUCCCAAAGCACCGCUAUCACCUGCGUGGUGGCACAAUGUUACAGAGGCAAUGGAAGACGAUCCGGAUAUGUUUCAAAAAUACUGGCACUUUAGAGGCAAGUCUUCUCCAAUUAACCGCAAAUGCGAUGAUGAAGAAGACUGCCGAGAAACUAUUAUCUGUAACAUUCGUGCCGGAAAAUCCGAACAACGGUGUGACUAUGAACCUGAUAUUCCAGAAGGUGUUCCUCCAGAAUACAGUCGCAAAAUCAGAAACAAAGAACGUCACUUGUGCGGUCUUGAGUUAUUGGAUAUUCGUCAUGACCAAUAAAAUCCAAAAAAGAAAGCAAGAAGCAAAGAGAUUGUACUUUAAGUAAAGGAAGAAAAAGAAAGGAAAGGCAGGGAGAGAGAGAGAAAAAUCCGUCAAUGCCAUCACAGUUUAUAUAAGAAUACAUAUUUUUUUAAAUGUCCG
This is a messenger RNA of Phycomyces blakesleeanus NRRL 1555(-), 2117 nucleotides long. RefSeq lists its product as hypothetical. Lineage: Eukaryota; Fungi; Mucoromycota; Mucoromycetes; Mucorales; Phycomycetaceae. Gene Ontology annotation, molecular function: sphingomyelin phosphodiesterase activity. The transcript has 10 exons. The record is from RefSeq and is a predicted model, not a curated record. The coding region runs from base 45 to 1976 and encodes 643 amino acids. Gene Ontology annotation, biological process: sphingomyelin catabolic process.